AUGCAGGACGUCGAGGACAAUGUGCCGUUCGAGGACCCUGGCGUUGCAGAGAGCGGCCCCUGUAAGCCUCAAACUCCAGGUUGGACCCAGAAGGACAAGAGCAUCCCUGAGGAUCCAGCCCCUCGAAAUCUGGUAGAUGUGGGUGACGAUGCUCCCAAACUGGGCAAUGAGGUUGGGAUGAAUCGUGAUUUCCACAAGGAAGAGAAGGCUUUACCUCCAAUAAGUCUGGAAGGCAAAGUCAAGGAGACAAUGCAUAAUGCCUUUUGGGAUCAUCUUAAAGAGCAGUUAUCAGCUACUCCCCCAGACUACACUUGUGCUCUUGAGCCUUUGAAAGAAAUUAAAGAGAUCUUGCUGUCGCUGCUCUUAGCACGCCAGAACUGCCUGAGAAGUGAGAUCAAGGAAGCUCUGAACACGGACCUCCUCAAGCAGGAAGCAGAACACGGAGCCCUGAACUUCCAUCACCUCUCCAAGUACACUCUCAACACAAUUGCUUUGCUGUGUGCUGCCAUCUUGACCCUCUCGUUAUCGAAUGCAGUGAUUCAGCGGCUCCUGGUAGGGAGCCCUCUCACUGGACCCCCUUUCACAGAAUCAGUGUUUUGUUUUUUCUGCAUCAGAGGGAUCUCCUGGGUCCUGGGCCUGAUGAAAAGGGACAGGAAAUACACCAUCCAGAGCCUUCAACCGCACCUGCAGGAACAUUCCAUCCAGUGUGAACGGGCUAAAUUCCAGCAACUCCCCAACAAACAGCAGAGCCCCCUCGGCCGCACCGUCAGAUGGCUGACCCGCGCAGCAGCAGACCUCCCGACGCUGCCUCCAGCUUGCCCUGAAGCUCCCGACCCUUGUGGGGUGGCCUGCCCCUCUCCAAAUGGGGCAGCCCACAGUCCCGAGCCCCUCAGCCCCACAAUGGUGCUGUCCCAGGGUUUCCUGAACCUUCUUCUCUGGGACCCCGACAAUGAAGAGUUCUCUGAGACGCUGCUGGUGAACAGAGCCCGGCUGCAGGAGCUGCAGUCCCAGCUGUUCUGCUUGACCGUCCUGGCAUCAGUCUUGCUGGUGACCAGUAGAUUCUCUGUCAGUGUUCUGUUUGGCUCCCCUCGGUCUGUGGAUGAGCUGAAAUGCAGAAUCAAAGCCUUCAUGGAGGAAUUUCAUUCUAGGCCUGAGGAGGCCAUGCUGGCUGUGAGUGAAUGGACAUCUCAGGAAAUCAACCAAAGCCUCGAGAACAUGGGCCUUGAUGCUCUUAGCAGUGACAACACAGCCUCUUUGAUGGGCCAGCUCCAGGACAUUGCCCACAAGGAGAGCUGUGUCCGCAGUGUCAUUGUGUCUUUUCCUGCUCACAGAUCAGCGGAUCCACUUGUUUCUCAAAUGCCAUUUGGUUCUCGGUGCGCAGCGCUCUCGCUCUCGGUUAGGCCUCCCCGGAGGCCUGACUCUCACUGA
Molecule: messenger RNA, 1428 nt
Organism: Phyllostomus hastatus (greater spear-nosed bat)
Lineage: Eukaryota; Metazoa; Chordata; Mammalia; Chiroptera; Phyllostomidae
Gene: TCP11
Product: t-complex 11
Biological process (GO): regulation of sperm capacitation
Cellular component (GO): acrosomal vesicle; sperm flagellum
Source: RefSeq, a predicted model, not a curated record